GCUUUCUUCCAAUAUAAAUGUCUAUUUAUAGUGGUUGGACAGCUUGAUCUGAAACAUACAUCAGAAUUAACUAGUAAUGGCGGGGUGUACAGUUAGUCAGAUGAGGCCACCUACGGAGCCGAAGCCAAUGAGGCCACCUACGGAGCCGAAGCCAACGAAGGCUUCCCCCCACAAGUUCGCGAUUAUCACAAAUGAAGCAGAUAGUUCUAUCAAUCUUGAAGAGCGAAUGUACACCGGGAUCUUCUUGAAACGGAAAAGAAGGAAAUACUGGGUGGAGAAGGACACCAAUUACAAUUGCUUCAUGGUGUUUGCGAGGGACUUGUCAAUAACAUGGAGUGAAGACCCAAAAUACUGGUGUUGGCUCACUCAAAAGGAAACAAGCGGCGAAGAGAUUGAGGUGGCAUCACUGCUAACUGUUUGCUGGCUGGAAAUCAUUGGAAAAUUUGAAGUAUCUUAUCUCACGCCAGGAGUCACAUACGUAGUCGCAUUCAUUGUAAUGAUGAACGAUGGGGCGUACGGGUGGUCUACCCCAGUGAAACUCAGGCUAAAGUUGCCCGAUGGGAGCGUUCAACAACGCGAGGAGAGCAUGGAAGAAAAGCCUAGAGGGAAAAGCCUUAUGCUUCAAGUUGGCGAAUUCACGACGAAAGCUGAACAGGAAGGAGAAAUGGAGAUUUCACUGUUCGAGUACGAAGACGGGAGCUGGAAGCGAGGGCUGACAGUUAUAGGUGUGAUUAUCCACCCAAAGUAUUUGCGGCUUCCGCCAUAAGAUAUGCAAUCCAUCACCAUGCUUAUGGAACUGUCGAUCUACCUAUUUAUGUUGUUGUUCGUGAAAUGUAGUAUGAAGAAACUAAAUUGUGAGAAUAAGAUGUGAUCAGAUAUGAGAAAAUUUUGAGUGUAAUAAGAUAUUUUGAAUACA
This is a messenger RNA of Ananas comosus (pineapple), 916 nucleotides long. Its product is annotated as protein PHLOEM PROTEIN 2-LIKE A1-like. The record is from RefSeq and is a predicted model, not a curated record. The transcript has 3 exons. Bases 77 to 766 code for a protein of 229 amino acids. NCBI's taxonomy places the organism in Eukaryota, Viridiplantae, Streptophyta, Magnoliopsida, Poales, Bromeliaceae.